Molecule: messenger RNA, 1083 nt
Organism: Geosmithia morbida
Lineage: Eukaryota; Fungi; Ascomycota; Sordariomycetes; Hypocreales; Bionectriaceae
Product: Oxidoreductase family, NAD-binding Rossmann fold
Exons: 2
Coding region: 1-1083 (360 amino acids)
Molecular function (GO): nucleotide binding
Source: RefSeq, a predicted model, not a curated record
AUGGCCUCGACGAAACCCACCUGCCGCUGGGGCAUCAUCACAACUGGUAUGAUUGCCUCAUGGUUUGUCACCGACCUCCUCAUGCCGCGGGAUGAUGCCAAGGCCAAACACGUCAUCCAGUGCAUCGGGGCGUCGUCUAUUCAGAAGGGUGAGGACUUUGUCGCGAAGCACAUGAAUGGUGCCCCCAAGCCUACUCUCUAUGGUAGCUACGAGGAGGUCUACAACGACUCCAAUGUCGACGUUGUCUACAUCGGAACUCCACAUGGCUUCCACAAGCGCGAUUGCCUAAAUGCCAUUGCCGCCGGAAAGAAUGUUCUUUGCGAAAAGGCUUUCACCAUCAACGCUAAGGAGGCUCGAGAGGUUCUUGAAGCUGCCAAGAAGAAAGGCGUCUACCUUGCCGAGGCCAUGUGGCUGCGUCACAGGCCAAUCGUUGCCGAUCUGCGCCGCAUGCUAUACGAGGAAAAGGUCAUUGGCGACGUGUGGCGAUUCCAGGGCGACUUCUAUGACCAUAUCGACAUCCCAAGUCUUCCCUCGACGUCACGAUACCGUAACCCCGAUCUCGGUGCAGGGUCCCUGCUUGACCUGGGUAUCUACACGCUCACCUGGGCCAUCCUCAUGCUUGACCCGAAGACGCCGGCUUCGAGUGAGAGCCCGACUGUCCGUGCCGUACAGUCAUUUGUCAUGGAUAUCGAGUGCAGCACCAGCAUCCUGCUUAGAUACAGCAGUUCUGGUCGUCAAGGAGUUGUUACCUCCACCACCAAUGCUUCCCGUGGAAACCCUUACACGUUUGCCACCAUUGAGGGCUCCAACGGUUAUAUCACAAUUGAAGGACGUGUGCCUUCUCACCCCGACGCCUUCUACGUUCAUCCCAAGCAGAACGGCGCCGCCAAAUCUGAAGGAAAGAAGUACGACUACAGGAAGCCAUUCCAGGGAUUCCCGUACGAGGCCGACAAUACAGCACUCGACGUGGCCGCUGGCCGAAAGGAAAGUGAGAUUAUGCCUUGGUCAGAGACCAUCCGCGUCAUGGAGAUCAUGGAUGAGGUGCGACGCCAGGGUGGUACUGUCUACCCUGCCGACAAGUAG